GCCAUACUUCGUCGUUGACGUCUCCGCAGCACGGUGGCUUGUUCGUGGAGUCUCAGCCCGGUCAGGGUCCCAGACUGACUAAGGAGCGGUAGCCCCUGGGAAGCGAAUGAAGAAACACCUUCUUCUUCUCUUCACGUACAGAGGACUUGUGAGAAAAGGAAAAAAGAACAAGAGACGAAAAUGGCCAAUUUUAUCAUACGGUCAGCUGUGCCCGGAGACUGUAAGGACCUAUUGCGACUCAUAAAGGAAUUGGCAAAAUAUGAAGAUAUGGAGAACCAAGUAGUAUUAACUGAGAAAGAUCUUUUAGAAGAUGGCUUUGGAGAACAUCCCUUCUACCAUUGUCUUGUUGCUGAAGUACCGAAGGAGAAUCAAACUGUUGAUGGCUAUACGAUUGUUGGCUUUGCUAUGUACUACUUCACAUAUGACCCAUGGAUAGGGAAGCUUCUGUAUCUUGAAGACUUCUUUGUAAUGAAUGAAUUCAGAGGGUCUGGAAUUGGAUCAGAAAUAUUCAAGCACCUGAGUCAGAUUGCUGUGAAGUGUCGCUGUAGCAGUAUGCACUUCCUGGUAGCAGAGUGGAAUGAGCCAUCUAUCCGUUUCUACAAGAGACGUGGAGCAUCUGAUCUUUCCACUGAAGAAGGCUGGCGCCUGUUUAAGAUCGACAAAGAGUACUUGACCAAGAUGGCAGCUGAGGAGUGAAACCCAAUAUAUCCCAGAGGAGAUCCUUAAAUAAAAUAUCUUUUCUUUGCUUGUUAUGUAGUGUUUACACGGUAACUAAUUCAGAAGCUUUAGUACCAGUGGCAUUGUAGCAUGAGGUAUCACUCACCAGCGCCCCCCCCUCAAAAUCCUUUAUGAUCCAAGAUUGUUCAGAGAGCCCUCCAAACAGAAGAUCCUCAGUUACAUGUAAAUAUAACUUCAUUCUUGUAAGUCGUGUGAUUGUGUACAAUGUACACACUGGUAUUUAAGGUUUUUGUAUAAUUAACCUGUUUUUACGAAUUAAAGAGCAAAGUUUGUUCUGCC
Molecule: messenger RNA, 1017 nt
Organism: Bufo gargarizans (Asiatic toad)
Lineage: Eukaryota; Metazoa; Chordata; Amphibia; Anura; Bufonidae
Gene: SAT1
Product: spermidine/spermine N1-acetyltransferase 1
Exons: 6
Coding region: 181-696 (171 amino acids)
Cellular component (GO): cytosol
Molecular function (GO): N-acetyltransferase activity
Source: RefSeq, a predicted model, not a curated record